Molecule: messenger RNA, 2780 nt
Organism: Cylas formicarius (sweet potato weevil)
Lineage: Eukaryota; Metazoa; Arthropoda; Insecta; Coleoptera; Brentidae
Product: band 4.1-like protein 4
Exons: 3
Coding region: 434-2650 (738 amino acids)
Cellular component (GO): cytoskeleton
Source: RefSeq, a predicted model, not a curated record
AUCAGAGUUGAUAUCCGGAGCGGAAACAAGUAAUUUCGUCAUCCAAUUAAGUCUUAAGAAGACGACCAUUACCACGUUGAUUAACAUCGUAUCAAAAAACCAUGUUCCCGCCGUUUUCGUAACUCUUCGCGCCAUUGACAGAAUAUGUGGUGUGAGUAACCAACGACGAAGAGGGGGCAAACGCGUCGAACAACAGCGAAACAGUGGGAUAGGCAGACAAUGCGAGACUUGGCUGGUCAUUGGUGCGGUCAUACGAAUUACCUCGCAACUCUUCAGUGUCUUCAGUAUUCGAUGUGCAGUGAAUGACUAGUGGACUUCAAAGUUGAAUGCCCUUACGGCGCGCGAUAGUUACUUAAAACAAGGCUAAUACUAAAACGAUUAUGGGUUCACAAAAGACGUGAUUAUGUUAAUUUCCAGAAGAAACUAAACUAUAAUGGAGUGCUUUUGUUCCAAAUCUGUGUCGGUCCAUUGCAAAAUUGUGUUCUUAGACGAGACGGAACUGGUGCACGAACUACAAAGUAACAGUACCGGACAGGCGCUGUUGGACAUCGUCUUCCGGCAUUUAAAUUUGCUAGAGACGGCUUAUUUUGGUUUGCGAUUCUUGGAUCAAAACGGUCAGACCCAUUGGCUCGACCCGUCAAAAAAAUUGAACAAGCAAAUUAAAGGACCUGACCCAUACACUUUGUAUUUUGGGGUCAAAUUUUAUGCAGCUGACCCAUGCAAACUUUUGGAAGAAAUUACCAGAUACCAGUUUUUUCUUCAAAUCAAGCAAGAUAUUCUGCAAGGAAGGUUAUUAGUACCGUUUGAAUUGACAGCAGAACUAGGUGCUUACAUUCUGCAGUCAGAAUUAGGAGAUUAUGAUCCCCGGCGACAUGGAUAUGGAUAUGUUUCAGAAUUUCGAUUUUUACCCAACCAAAGUGUAGAACUGGAAAUGAGAAUUGCCGAACUACAUCAAACGUUAGUUGGUCAGCUACCUUCCCAAGCAGAAAUCAAUUAUCUGGAUAAAGUGAAGUGGCUGGAAAUGUAUGGCGUUGAUUUACAUCCAGUUUUAGGGGAAGAUCAUGUGGAAUAUUUUUUGGGAUUAACACCUAGUGGUAUUGUCGUUUUAAGGAAUAAAAAUACAGUAGGGAAUUAUUAUUGGCCUCGAAUUACGAAGAUAUACUUCAAAGGAAGAUAUUUUAUGUUAAGAGUGACUGACAAGAAUAAUGAUGAGUGCACAUAUGGGUUUGAAACUCCAUCCAAAUCUGCAUGCAAGCACUUGUGGAAAUGUUGUGUUGAACAUCAUGCUUUCUUCAGACUAGUACAGGUGCCGCCCACAACACCAGAUAUAUUCGCCCUUGGAUCUAGAUUUAGGUACAGUGGCAGAACAGAAAAGCAGGCAGUAAGAGAUGCUCAAAUGAGACUGCGUCAACCUCCAACAUUUUCACGCAACCCUUCAAGGAGGUUUCAGAAAAGAACUUUGGGCAACAAUGAAAUUCAUUUGGCUAAUGAAUCUGCUUAUAAAUCAUACAUUCCAAAACAGGAAUUGAAACACAUCUCACUACCAUUGCCAGCUGACAACUGUGAAAGUUCCUAUAAUUCUGCAACAUUGAAGAGUAACAUGACUAAUAACAAAUAUGAUUCCCCUAGAAGCACGCGGAGUGCGCCUUGGUCGCAGCCUCACUCAAAAGGGCUAUACAAUUCAUCUGUACCUCCUAGUCCUCGAUCUGUCCGAUCAGGUAGCCGCUAUAGGUCUUCAUCUGUAGAUAGCCAAAGUUCCAAUGAUUCACGUUCUUGUAAAAAAAGACGACACAGAAGCAGAACGUCCGAUAAUGAGAGUGAAUUAUCCAAAAGUUCAAACAAAUCGAAAAGAAAGCACCGGAGGAGAAAAUCAAAAAGUAGACGCGAUUCGGGUUCGGAAUUUGAAUCAAAAUCUCUAGACAACCGAAAGUCUAGAUCAAAGUCUGAUAAUUACUAUGAACUGGUUGAUUCGGAGUUGCAGUGGCAAGAAGUACAAAUGAAAAACCAAAGCCGGGACAGUAAUUCCAACUCCAUCCAACAAGCUAAUGUGGUGAGCAGCAGAAGUCGAGGACAUGAAAAAUCUAAACAACACUCUUCACCUGAUUAUGGCACAGGUAAUCGACCCCGUAAACACAGGAAACAUAGGUCAAGGUCGAGGUCACCCAGUGAAUCAAAAUCUUGGCUUACAGACGAACUAAAGAAGCAUUUAGAAUUUGAUUUAGUGGACACUUCCGGAAUGAGUGAUUUACAACUAAGAGAAAUUCCUUACACAGUGGUGAAAACUAAUUAUUCCACACAUGUAAAACUGAAAUCACCGAACUUAAACAAAAGCGACAUCAAUAAUGUAUCAUCUUAUUCAUUUCAAUUUCGAGAUAAGAGUUUGCACGACCAGCCUUCCUUGGUGAAUGAAGCAAUGACUAAUUUUUCCUUUCCAGAUGAUAAUAAUAGUGAAAUUUUAAAAGUUUCUGAUCAUAUGAAACAUAAUUUUUAUAACGGUAGCCAAUCUACUCAUUCUAGUAUUUAUUCCAAUCAAAUUAAUGGCCCUAUGCAAGAAAAUUUUUCGAAUUUUCAUAGAGUUCAACACGAACAUUCCGAUUCGGGGUUGGGAGUGGAACAAGACUGUGAUAUUAAAAGGCAACAUAGAUUGUAAAUAAUUUAAUGAAUAAAAUUAUGUUUUUGCAACUGUAAUUAUUAUUAUUAAAUUUCAUAAGUUGUAUUCAUUAGGGUGUCAAAUUCAAACUAGUUACCUUUGUUUUAUUUAUAUUAAGAUUUUUUACAUA